AUGUCUCAGGAGAAUUUACAGAAGCGGGCUGUGGAAGCAGACCACGAAGCUGUCGUGGCAAAGAAGGCCAAAACCGAGGACGAUGGACUCAAGGAAAUCGACGUUGGGAUCACAGAGUACCUCUCAGCAGAGCUACCAGGGUUUAGCGGGCAGAUCAAGCAGCGCUAUUCCGACUUCAUGGUCAAUGAGAUCCAGAAGGAUGGAACAGUGGUGUACUUGCGGGACAAUGGGUUCAAAAUGCCUGCUAAACCCAAACCGUCUGCCGACCAGGUGAAGGCACAGCAGGCUGAAGAGCGCGAACGGCGCCACAACCACGCGGUGGAGGCAGAGCUGCGGAACCAGCUGGUAGAGCUACUGGGCGAGGAGGACAUGCAGCAGAUUGAGGCCGUGUACAGGAACGUCACGAAAAUGGAAACCACCAGGAGCUUUGACGACAAAGCUGCACGGACGAAGAUCCACCAGCUGCUACGAAAGGCGUUCAACAAUGAGCUUGAAUCGGUCACUUCGGCGUCCAACACAUUCCAGAUUGCCCUGGCCAACCGUAAAACCAGAGUCAGCAAAGAGGACUAUGUGGAGCAGACAAGAGACGAGAACGGUGUCAUUAACUGGGGGUACGGCCCCUCCAAGAACUGCGUGCACUUCACAAUGUACAAGGAGAAUAAGGACACCAUGGACGUGGUCAACAUCAUUGCCAAGUUCUUGCGUGUGCCGACAAAGGCCAUCCGCUUUGCGGGGACUAAAGACCGUAGGGCAGUCACCUGCCAACGGCUGUCCAUCGGCAGGAUCGGCUUGGAUCGGAUAAACGCUUUGAAUAAUGCGUUGAAGGGUGUGGUUCUGGGCGGUUUCAGCUUUGAGGACGAGCCGCUGAGCCUGGGUGAUCUCAACGGCAAUGAGUUCGUCAUUGUCAUCAGAGAUGUGUCUACCGAUCCAAAUUCAGCCACACCUCUGGAGUCGAUCCUGGACCGCGGUUGUGAGCUACUAAAGAACAGGGGCUUCAUCAACUAUUUUGGAAUGCAACGGUUUGGAACCUUCAGCGUCUCUACGCAUGAGGUCGGGAAGGAACUGUUACUGGAGAAUUGGAAAAACGCCGUUGACUUAAUCCUAUCAGAGCAGAACAACGUUCUUCCCGCCUCUAAGGAGGCCAGGAAAAUAUGGGCAGAAACUGGAGAUGCUGAGAGCGCUCUCAGGAAAAUGCCACGCCAAUGCUUAGCAGAAAACUCUAUUUUGCACACCUUAGCAACCCAGAAGAAGAAUGAGGGCGAGUAUGAAAGCGGAGCAUACUAUGCUGCUAUCAUGAAGAUUCCACGUAACUUGAGGACCAUGUAUGUACAUGCAUACCAAAGUUAUGUUUGGAACACCGUUACAAGUAAAAGAAUGGCUCUGUUCGGACUACAUGCUGUUGCCGGGGAUUUGGUACUUGUCGAAUCCGACGAAAAUGCCAAGGUAAAUAUUGCUGAGGACAGCGAAGAUGCAGAUGACAGUGAAUUUUCAGAGGAUCUGCGUGGUGCACAAUUUGUGCGUGCGAAAGCGCUCACCGAGGAGGACAUUGCUUCAGGUAAGUGGACUAUAGAUGAUGUAGUGCUUCCGACGCCCGGAUUUGACACCACAUAUCCGGAGAAUGAAACACUGAAAGCACUAUACAAGGAGAUAAUGACAAAAGACGGUCUAGAUCCUUUUGACAUGAGAAGAAAAGUGCGUGACUUCUCUCUUGCUGGCUCAUAUAGGCAUAUCCUUCAAAAAACCAAGGACAUAACUUACCAAAUCAUCCACUACAAGGACUCCACGCAGCAGCUCAUUAACAGUGACUUUGAGAUUUUGAAAAAUAAGCGGGCCAAGGAAAAUGGGCGUAACUACAUGAAGGAUAAACUGGACAGGAUUUGCGCGGACAAGGGCGGCGACAAGACUGCGGUCGUGCUGAAGUUCAAGCUAGGUGUGUCCGCAUAUGCCACCAUGGCCUUGCGUGAACUAAUGAAAGCCGAAACUUCCCGCCGCGGCGACCUAUGUAGCGUUCGAACUGCCUCUGGUCAAGUUUGA
Messenger RNA from Eremothecium gossypii ATCC 10895, 2034 nucleotides. RefSeq names its product pseudouridine synthase PUS7 (gene PUS7). The coding region runs from base 1 to 2034 and encodes 677 amino acids. Gene Ontology annotation, cellular component: nucleus. Gene Ontology annotation, molecular function: pseudouridine synthase activity; RNA binding. Gene Ontology annotation, biological process: pseudouridine synthesis. The transcript has a single exon. The record is from RefSeq and is marked provisional. NCBI's taxonomy places the organism in Eukaryota, Fungi, Ascomycota, Saccharomycetes, Saccharomycetales, Saccharomycetaceae.